Messenger RNA from Rotaria socialis, 411 nucleotides. Lineage: Eukaryota; Metazoa; Rotifera; Eurotatoria; Philodinida; Philodinidae. The record is from the annotation of a GenBank genome assembly.
AUGCGACUUGGGACAACAGCAAGACGAAGACCGUUCAGACGAACUGUUCGACCAGUAAGAACAAGUGGCGGAAGUGGUAAUGCACCUCCGGACGUACAGAAUGGACAUGUAUCAUUAGCUAACAUAGCAACAGCCUUUCUAACUGAACGAAAAUCUUCUUCGCGUCGUCAAACUAGUGUUCGAAGAAAAACACAUUUGACAAUAAAAGGGCGGUCAUCAUCAAAUGCACAACGCCAAUCCAAUUAUCCAACUGGAGUCGAUGAAUUAUUAGAACAGCGGUUAUCAGGAGAAAAUAUGGAUGGCAGUAUUAGCACACUUUUUGUACCUACUAGUGGAAUAAUCAAUAGUGAUGGCAAACAGCAAUCAAAACUGGUAAAAAAAAACUCAGAUCUCCUUUUUUUUCUUGAUUAA